Molecule: messenger RNA, 1208 nt
Organism: Pelobates fuscus (common spadefoot toad)
Lineage: Eukaryota; Metazoa; Chordata; Amphibia; Anura; Pelobatidae
Product: cold-inducible RNA-binding protein B-like
Exons: 7
Coding region: 47-547 (166 amino acids)
Biological process (GO): positive regulation of mRNA splicing, via spliceosome
Cellular component (GO): spliceosomal complex
Molecular function (GO): RNA binding
Source: RefSeq, a predicted model, not a curated record
UCCUGCUCUCUCUCUGCUCGUGAUCCACCACAAGAUCUAACUAACCAUGUGUGAUGAUGGAAAACUAUUUGUUGGAGGCCUGAGCUUCGAUACCAACGAGGAUAACUUACAAACUGUCUUUGCCAAGUAUGGCCCGAUCUCAGAGGUUGUUGUGGUCAAAGAUCGUGAGACACAGAGGUCCAGAGGCUUUGGGUUUGUCACGUUUGAAAACCCAGAAGAUGCAAAAGAUGCCAUGUUGGCACUGAACGGAAAGUCUGUUGAUGGCCGUCAGAUUCGUGUUGACCAGGCAGGCAAAUCCUCCGGUGACAGAAGAGGUGGCAGAGGGGGCUCUGGUGGCAGAGGAGGAUAUUUCCGUGGAGGCAGAGGUGGACGAGGCGGUGACCGUGGUUAUGGUGGAAGCAACCGAUUUGAAGGCCGAAGUGGAAAUUAUGGAGGCAGUGGGGGGUCGCGGGAUUACUAUGGAAGCAGGAGUCAAGGUAGUUAUGGUGACCGUUCUGGGGGUUCCUACAGAGAUAGUUACGACAGUUAUGCUGCACACAACGAGUAAAAAAUCCUUCCUGACUCAAGAUCGUCCUUCCAAUGGCUGUAUUUAUAAAGAUUUUUGGAGCUUCGCAGAAUCGUUAAUAUGUAGUUACUACUUGUGUUCACUUUUUAUAAAGAAAUCUGUUAGUUACCUGAAAGUUUAAUGUGGAAUAGCUGUGUCCUAAAAGAUUGUUCAACGGGCACUUAUUUUUGUUAUGACACUUAAGUUGCUGUUACUUAUGUGGAUAGGAUUUGUCCAGUCAUAUUUUUUAGCUGUUAAGGCUGACCUGGCAGCUCUCUUGUAUUUAUACAGAGUCCAUUGCAGAGAGCAUUGCCACAGCAGGGCUACUGCUCAUAGAAGUUAAAACCUUGAUAUGAGCAGCUCGUCUAUUGUAUCUAUUAACUUCUCCAGAAUUCUUUUUACUACGAACUGCUGUAUAUACUCCACAGGGUCAGACCCUGAAGUUUUAUUUUUUUUCUUCAUACAUUCCUUUAGUGUAACAAGGUGAGGCAGAGCAUUUGUGUGCGUGCUGUGUAAAUAGUGGCCAAACUUCCUUGGUAUACCUAAAGUGAACCUUUGUAUCCUCCAGUAAUAAUGCUUCAAGAAGUUCUUGGAAAAUGUUUGUUUAUAUUGCCCUUUUUUUUACUGGAAGAAAUGCAAAUCCUGUAUUAAAAUGGUUACAGAA